This is a messenger RNA of Epinephelus fuscoguttatus (brown-marbled grouper), 3014 nucleotides long. It is a transcript of the gene dars2, whose product is annotated as aspartyl-tRNA synthetase 2, mitochondrial. Gene Ontology annotation, cellular component: cytoplasm; mitochondrion. Gene Ontology annotation, biological process: aspartyl-tRNA aminoacylation. Gene Ontology annotation, molecular function: aspartate-tRNA ligase activity; nucleic acid binding; ATP binding. Bases 352 to 2349 code for a protein of 665 amino acids. Lineage: Eukaryota; Metazoa; Chordata; Actinopteri; Perciformes; Serranidae. The transcript has 17 exons. The record is from RefSeq and is a predicted model, not a curated record.
GGCAUUGCGCUGUGUAUAACGCAUCAGAGAAUCCCAUCCACAUGAGCAGAGAGUUGUGAAAGCUGUUGAAGAGGAGCGAAAAUCCGGAACCAGGACGAGCUGUAGUGAUACCGGAGGUUUGGUAUCUGUCUCACACAUCCCGAGCCGGUAACGUCCGGAUCCCGGUAUUAGCGCUCAGGUUGAAUGAUGGUGUCAUUACAUCGAGAAACUGUGUAUAACAGUCUUUCAUAAGAACAGCUCCCACGUGCUUCAUUCAAACAGCGGGACACAGUGACAGAGGAGCUCCAUGACCCUGACAGCCCCAGGUAUCUUUACAUCAGCCUGGUUUCUCACUGUGUGUGUGUUUAGAGGAUGGCAGCAAAGAGCAGGUAUGUGCUGCAGAGAGUGCUGAGAGGACUCAGAGCUCACACUGUGUGGUACCAGAGCUCAGCAUUGACCUCAAGUCAAGGACGCCUGCUGUGGAAACCUCAAGUCAGACACCUGAGCAGCUCAUACACACUCUGCCAGUCUGCUUCUCCAGCCUCAGGUCCCAGCAGUCUGUCAUUCAGGAGUCACACCUGUGGAGAACUGAGAUCAGAUCAUGUGGGAGAGAGAGUCACUCUGUGUGGCUGGGUCCAGUAUCUCAGGCAGGACCUGUUUGUCAUCCUGCGAGAUUUCAGUGGCUUGACACAAAUUCUAAUCCCUCAGGAAGAGUCUGCGCAUGAUUUGAAAGCAGUCCUGUGCGAUCUCACAACUGAGUCUGUCAUAAAGGUCACAGGAACAGUCAGACGACGACCAGCAGGGCAGGAGAACAAGGGCAUGUCAACAGGAGAAAUAGAAGUCCUGGCUGAGAGUGUGGAGGUUUUCAACAUGUGCCGGAAGUUGCCUUUUGAAAUUAAAGACUUUGUAAAAAAAUCAGAGUCUUUGCGGAUGCAGUAUCGCUACCUGGACCUGAGGUCCUCUCAGAUGCAGAGGAACCUCAGACUGAGGUCUCAGCUGGUGAUGAAGAUGAGAGAAUACCUCUGUAAUGUGCAUGGUUUUGUCGAUGUGGAGACUCCUACCUUGUUUAAAAGAACACCGGGGGGAGCCAAAGAGUUUGUGGUCCCGUCGAGAGAGCCGGGUCGGUUUUACUCUCUGCCCCAGAGUCCACAGCAGUUCAAACAGCUUCUGAUGGUGGCUGGUGUAGACAGGUACUUCCAGAUGGCUCGGUGCUACAGAGAUGAAGGCUCCAAACCAGACCGACAGCCUGAGUUCACCCAGGUAGACAUAGAAAUGUCUUUUGUGGACCAGGCUGGUAUCAUGUCCCUGGUGGAGGGUUUGUUGCAGUACUCCUGGCCCACAGAGAAAGGUCCCAUUAAGGUGCCUUUCCAAACCAUGACAUAUGAAGAGGCCAUGAGGGACUACGGUGUGGACAAGCCUGAUACCAGAUUCAGUAUGAAGCUGAUCGAUCUCAGUCAGGUUUUCUUAUCCACGGAAAUUGAAUUCCUAAGAUCAGCUCUCAACCAACCAGAAGGCUCCGUUCAGGCCAUCUGUGUCCCCAGUGGAGCGAAACUAUUUUCAGGGAAACAUUUGGAAGAACUGAAACAAACAGUUAAGACUCAGUUUGGCCAGGAGCUCAGCAUGGUGCUGGUCAGAGCAGACGGGACAUUGAAAUCUCCCUUGAAGAAGCUGCUCUCUGUCUCAGCCACAGAGGAGCUGCUGCAGAGGACUGGAGCCAAACCAGGAGACCUGCUGCUGAUGGCAGCUGGUUCCCUCCACACUGUGCGCCCGUUGCUGGGUAAUCUUCGCCUGCAGUGUGCAGAGCUCCUGGAGUCUUAUGGCGUGUCAAUCCGUGACCCCUCAGUCUUCCACUUCCUGUGGGUUGUAGACUUCCCUCUAUUCUUGCCCAAAGAAGACGAGCCAGAGAAGCUGGAGUCAGCCCAUCAUCCAUUUACUGCUCCACUGCCAGAGGACACACAGUUACUCUACACAGAGCCACAGAAGGUGCGUGGUCAGCACUAUGACCUGGUGUUGAACGGCUGUGAGAUUGGAGGAGGCUCCAUCCGCAUCCACAAGGCCUCAGAACAGCUUCAUGUCCUGAAAAGUAUCCUUAAGGAAGACCCCAGUCUUCUCUCUCAUCUGCUGGAGGCCCUGGACUCAGGAGCACCACCACAUGGAGGCAUUGCUCUGGGUUUGGACCGGCUGGUCUCCAUUAUGGUUGGGGCUCCCAGCAUCCGUGACGUCAUUGCCUUCCCUAAGUCAUUCCGAGGCCACGACCUCAUGAGCUGUGCUCCUGACUUAGUACCUGAGGAGGAGCUGAAGUCUUACCACAUCUCUGUCAAAUGGCCCACAGAGCAAGGAAGAGGAAGAGGAGAGGAAGAGGGGAAGUGAGGAGGCAAAGAAGGAAGAGAUGAAGAGACAUCAGAAGAGGGGGUGAUGCCAGAUCUUGGUAACCUAUACAACAGAGGAAAUGGCGUAAGGACACAGCAACAGAGAUGAGCAGACAGCCAGCAGGUGGUGUAGAGACUGUAGCCUGUGAAGACCUCUGCCAGCUGGCUGGCAAAUAUGAGGAGGAAGAGAGAAAAUGAGGAGGAGGUGAUGCUGUGGCUGCAUCUCAGUACUGUUAUUUUGGAAUGGAAGAGAAAAGGGGAAUAGAUAAGCCACACAUAAGCAUGCAUUAUGGAAAUCUGAAACAUCGACUGGUUCAGCAAAGAAGAAAAGCUCAGCACCAAGUCUCAAUGAUAACAAAUGGCUGAAGUCAAAUUUUAUACUGUAUAGAUACUGAACCUGUUAUGAUGGUGGUUUUGUCUCAUACGAAUGCCUUAUAAAAUCACUCUCAAAUAACAAAAAUAAAAUAUUUCUUUGAAAUACAUUUUUCUAUCAAUGAUUAACAAUUUCCUCAAAUCAAAAUUAGUAAUAUUUUAAGGACCUAUAGCUCUACUGACUGUAAAGAGCUGCUUAUUUUGUAUUAGUUUAUGUCACAUGAUGGUCCAAAUGUUGUUUUAGACCUUGCUCCAUCUUGAUGAUAAUAAAACCAAACCUGUAAUUGUAAAAUA